AUGCCUCCAACAGGUGUAUGUAAAUCGGCGUGUCCUCCCAGAUCGGACCCACUUACCAACAUUCGUCCUCUAGCCAAGAUUGACAAGCUCUCCAUCCUAGGAGUUCGUUCCUUCGAUAAUGGACGCAGUGAGACCAUCCAAUUCUACGCACCCCUCACCCUAAUCGUAGGACACAACGGUUCUGGAAAGACAACCAUCAUUGAAUGUCUCAAGUAUGCUACAACCGGGGACCAACCGCCCAACAGCAAGGGUGGCGCCUUCAUUCAUGAUCCAAAACUCUGCGGCGAGAAAGAGGUGCUCGCUCAAGUCAAGAUCUCCUUCCUAGCCACUACUGGAGCUAAGAUGGUAUGCACCCGCAGUUUGCAACUCACGGUCAAAAAGGCAACUCGUUCGGUCAAGUCACUUGAAGGUCAGCUUCUCAUGAUCAAGGAGGGGGAGCGUACAUCCAUCUCCUCUCGUGUUGCCGAACUCGAUCAACUCAUGCCCCAAUACCUUGGUGUGAGUAAGGCUAUCUUGGACUCUGUUAUAUUUUGUCAUCAGGAUGAGAGUCUGUGGCCACUCAGCGAGCCUAGUAAGCUCAAAGAUCGAUUCGAUGCAAUCUUCGAGGCCAUGAAGUACACAAAGGCCAUUGACAACAUCAAGCUCAUGAAGAAGAAGCAGACGGAAGAGCUUGGAAAGUACAAGAUCAUCGAGCAACACGCCAAGGAAGACAAGGACAAGGGUGAUAAGGCCGAGAAGCGAUCUCGAGAGCUCUACGAGGAGAUCGACAAGUUGACUUCCAAGUCAAAGGAGAUGGACACCAAGAUUGCUGAGGCUAAGCAAAAUUACAACGCUGCCUGGGAAAAGAUCAGGUUUCUUGGUGGCAUUGUCGGCCAGCUUUCAGGCAAACGUAUCGAGCAACGUGCUAAGCAAGAAAGCGUGCAAAAGUUGAAACGCAACCUCCGGGAGAUGACCGACUCGGACCAAGAACUUCAGACCUUACUUCAAAAAUACGAAGAGCGCGUUCAACUCCUGCACGACCAAGCCAACGAGGAGAAGCGCAAAUACCAACAACUCAGUCGUGAGCUGAUAGGAGACCGCGAGAAGCUCGGCAUGAAGGAGCGCCAGGUCGGCUCGUUGGAAUCCGAUCAGCGCAACUACGAUCGUCAGCUCGAAUCCAGAGAACAGCUCGUCAAGCAGACUGCCCGCAGACACAAUCUCCGUGGAUAUGAUCUGGGAGUGGACGAGGACAAGGCUCGAGAAUUCAUUGACCGCAUCAGUCGCAUGGCAAAGGAGCAGAACGCCACUUUCGAACGUGCCAGACGUGAGACACAACAAGAACUGCAACGUGCUCAAGGCGUGCUAAACCGCAUUAGCGAGCAGAGAUCAACACUGAGCCAGAAGAAGGAGAGCGCCAAGGCUACUCAUGCCGCGAACGAGCGCCGCAUCGGAGCUUUCCAGAUUGAUCUGAACAACGUCGAGGUUGACGAGGGCUCCAAGACUAUGCUCGAGUCGUCAGUUGAGGAUACUGGAAGCAAGUUGCAAGCCGCCAAGUCUGACUACGAGAUCAAGGGAUGGGAAAAGCAAGUUGACGAGACUGACGCCACUCUGCGUCGUCUAGAUGAUCAAAAAGAGAAGCUAGACAUGGAACUUGUCCAAGCUACCAAGCAGGCAGGCGACUCGGCACGUCUGGAUUUUCUGCGAAAGGAAGUGAAGGAUCGCCAGCGCAGCCUUGACACGAUGACCAAGACUCAUGGAACCAAAAUCGAUAGCAUCGUUGGCGCUGGUUGGCAGCCUACAUCGCUCGAUAGCGACUAUCAAGGUGCCCUCAGCAGCAGCAACAAGACUGUGGCAGAGGCUGAGCGUCAGCGCGAUGGCCAAGCCCGUGAACUCGAACAGCUCGAAUAUCGUCUGAAGCAAACAAAAGCAGAUCUCACUACGCGAAGACGAGAGCUCGAGAGUAACCAGAAGAGUAUUCGGAACGUCAUUGAAACAGAUCCCUCAGAAUAUCAGAAGGUUCUGGAAGAGACCGAGAGCGAGCGUGAUGAUCGCAAAAGCUCAAGUGAGUAUGCCGGACACCUCAAGAAGUACUACGAGAGCGCAGUGCGAGCUGCUCGGGAGAACAAGUGCUGUCUUAUGUGCCGUCGAGGCUAUGAGAAGGAUCGCCAGGGUCUCGAAAAGUUGAUCAACUUCCUGGGUAUGGAAAUCAACAAAGCCGAGGCUGGUCGCGCGGUUGAAGAGCUUCACGAGACCGAAAAUUACCUUCAGGAGGUCAGAGCGAUCAGCUCCACCUAUGACAACUGGGACCGACUCAGAAGCAAGGAUAUCCCUAACCUCGAGCAGGAAGAGGAGCGCCUGAAGACCCGCGUAUUCUCUCUUACAAGCGAAGUUGAAGAGGAAGAUCGAAUUGUCAGCGAGCGCAAAUCAGCCAAGCAGGAGGUUGAAAGUCUCUCCAAGACCGUCCAGAACAUCGUCAAAUACGCUCAAGAAGUUGUCAGCUUCGAAAGGCAGAUUGAAGAGCUGGCCGCCAAACAGAAGAGCCAGGGCCUUUCGCGAGGCAUUGAAGAGAUUCAAGAUGAUCUCAAGACAGUCAACGAGCAGUCUCGCGGCUCCAAGAUUUUUAUGACAAAGAUUGUUGGUGAGCGCGACGGUGCCCGCAGUAACAUCAACGCUCUGGAGCUCGAGCUCCGUGAUAUCAAGUCCAAGCUCAGCACUGUCAUCUAUCAUCUCAAGGAGAAGGUGUCUCUUGAGAAACAAGUCAAUGAGCUCAAGGCACAGAAUAACGAACUCAUUGAUUCCCAGCGAUCGUUUGAGCAGGAGCUCACUGAUCUUGGCCCCGAGAUGUCCCAAGCUCAAUCGAGAUACGACGAUAUAUCUCGCCGCGGCGCAGAGAAGGAUAAACAGCUCCGUGAUGAGACAGCUGCUCUGAACGAUAGCGUGAACAAGCUGCAGAUGGUUGAGCGGGAGAUCAGUGGCUAUAUUCAGAGAGAUGGCCCUGCUCAGCUGGCACAAGCGAAAAGUGCAAUCGAUGAUAUGAGACAAGGCAUUGAGCGUCUCGAGAACAACAUGCAAGCCAUCACCAAGCAGGUCAAGGAGUUUGAGAACAACCUCCAGAACGUUGAAGAGACGAAGCUCCAGAUCGCGGACAAUCAAGAAUACCGCCAUGACUUAGCUGCAGUGGAGGUGAUUGGCGCCGAGAUAAGGGAGCUUGAGACGCACAACGCUGAAGAGGAGAAGGCCACUCAUGAACGCGAAAGCAGCCGCUGGGAGAUGGCACGCAACAAACUCACAGCUGAGCAAGCAUCAAUCAUAGGCCAGCUGAAGGGCAAAGAUGACCAGCUCAAGCAAAUUCUCCAGGACUGGGAACAGGAUUACAAGGACGCUGCCUAUAAAUUCAAGGAAGCUCACAUCAAGGUCGAGACGACAAAGGCGGCCAUCGAGGACCUUGGUCGUUACGGCGGUGCACUCGACAAGGCCAUUAUGAGAUACCACGCGCUGAAGAUGGAAGAGAUCAAUCGCAUCAUCGAAGAGCUCUGGAAAAAGACGUAUCGCGGCACUGACGUAGAUUCGAUUCUGAUUCGAUCCGACAACGACGCGCAGAAGGGCAACAAGAACUACAACUACCGCGUCGUGAUGUGCAAGCAAGAUGCCGAGAUGGACAUGCGUGGUCGUUGCUCGGCCGGACAGAAGGUACUCGCGUCCAUCAUCAUCCGGCUAGCACUGGCAGAGUGUUUCGGGGUGAACUGUGGGUUGAUCGCACUGGACGAACCCACAACCAACCUCGACCGUGACAACAUCCGCUCCCUGGCAGAAUCUCUGUCCGAGAUCAUCCGCAUCAGACGACAACAGUCGAACUUCCAGCUGAUAGUCAUCACGCACGACGAGGAGUUUUUGAGAUACAUGAACUGUGCCGACUACACAGACUACUACUACCGCAUCAGCCGCAAUGAGAGGCAGAAGAGCAUCAUUGUGCGCCAGAACAUCGCAGAUGUAAGCAUAUAA
This is a messenger RNA of Aureobasidium subglaciale EXF-2481, 3981 nucleotides long. RefSeq lists its product as uncharacterized. The record is from RefSeq and is a predicted model, not a curated record. Lineage: Eukaryota; Fungi; Ascomycota; Dothideomycetes; Dothideales; Saccotheciaceae. Gene Ontology annotation, molecular function: double-stranded telomeric DNA binding; single-stranded telomeric DNA binding; G-quadruplex DNA binding. Bases 1 to 3981 code for a protein of 1326 amino acids. Gene Ontology annotation, biological process: double-strand break repair; telomere maintenance via telomerase; chromosome organization involved in meiotic cell cycle. Gene Ontology annotation, cellular component: Mre11 complex; nucleus; condensed nuclear chromosome. The transcript has 4 exons.